UCGUGUCACGUUAAUACGGAUCCCAAGUGGAACUGGUGGAACUCAUCUGGGUCCUGAGCUUCUACCUGUUUACAGAAAAUAAACUAUAAAACAAGAUGUUCAGCAGUCUUAGGUGGCACUACAGUGAAACCUACUCGUGGGAGCAGAUCUACUGUAACUUUUACAAGGUAAGCUUUACAUUUAAGGUGCUCCACAGGACACAUGAAAUCACAAUCUUGUAGCUUGUGUUUUAUUUGUUUUUGUUUGCACAACUAUCGGAUUUGAAAUAAUCAGGUCUAUUGUUUAUGCUUCCAUUCCAUAUUUUAUGACAUUUAACAACUACUCCAAACUUUGUGUUUUAUAUCUUAUUGGUUGUUGCUGUGAAUUCAAGUAAUGAUGUUGUACACAAAUGUAACAAGGAUAAAACAUUUCUUUCUCGUUGGAUUUCCUGGACUCUCAUCAGAGUAUUAUGGACCUGUGUCAUUCCUGCUUUUUGUACUCUUCAUGGCUAUCGCUGUAGGAAAUAUUUUCAUUUUAGUGUUUGUUAAAUGUGAAAGGUCUCUUCACAAACCGACUUAUCUGAUCUUUUGUCACUUGGCAUUAACUGACCUGUUGUUUGGGACUGUUACUCUGCCAAGGGUGAUAUCAAAGUAUUGGUUUAAUGACAACAUUAUUUCAUUUUAUGGAUGUUUUGCACAGAUGUAUUUCGUUCACUGCAUAGGGGCUGUUCAUUCUUUCAUCCUGAUGGUGAUGGCCUUUGAUCGUUUUAUUGCAAUUUGUGCUCCAUUGCAUUACACAGCUUUUUUCACAAACGCUACUGUUUCUGUGCUUUGUGGGAUAUCAUGGUUUAUGCCAGUGUCAUGGAUGGUUGGUAUAGUUUUACAUGCUCUGACUUUGCCUUUCUGUGAUAAAAACAUAAUUGUACAGUGCUAUUGUGAUCAUAUAGCAAUAACGUCUCUUGGAUGUGAGAACGUACGGGAAGUUCAGGUAAUUGCAUUUGGUCUUGCUAUGUUCAGUUUGCUUGUUCCUGUGGGUUUUAUUGUCAUCUCUUAUUUUGCCAUCAUUGUCACUGUUAUACGAAUGUCCAGCCCCGAGAGCCGCAUCAAGACUCUGUCUACCUGCACACCACAGCUUCUUGUCACGUUUCUGUAUUACAUGCCAAGAUGCUUUGUGUACCUGGCAAAUAAUGUGGGAUUCACUUUCAGUGUUCCAGUUCGCAUUGUUGUUGUAAUGAUGUAUAGUCUUUUACCUGCUGCCAUCAAUCCAAUAAUAUACUGCUUCAAAACCAAGGAUAUUAAAGAAAACUUGAAAAAGAAAAUCUUUAAAAGAAAGAUUAACAUCUUUUCGCUAUUUCUGUACAUUAUGAAAUACACCAAUAUUACAACUAUAAAAUACUUUAAUAUCACUGGAUUCCCUGGACUCCCACCUGAGUAUUAUGGACCAGUGUCUGUUCUUCUUCUCCUUAUUUUCCUAGCUAUUGUGGUUGGAAAUGCUUUCAUUUUAGUCGUUAUCAUGUACGAGCGGACUCUUCACAAACCAACAUACUGGAUCUUUUUUCACCUUGCAGUGACAGACAUCUCGUUUGGCAUUGUGACUCUUCCAAAAGUUAUCGCUAUAUACUGGUGGAAUGAUGUGAUAUCUUCAUUUGGAGCCUGCUUUACUCAGAUGUAUUUUGUCCAUUCGUUGGGAGCUAUUCAUUCAUUAAUUUUGCUGAUUAUGGCUCUGGAUCGCUUUGUUGCCAUAUGGUUUCCUUUUCAAUAUCCUGUUGUGAUUACAAACAAAACAGCUACAAUAGCUUGUAGCCUGUGCUGGGUUCUAACAUUCAUACGUAUGUUGGGGAUUGUGCUACAUGCUGUAACUUUGCCUUACUGCGACCAAAACAUCAUUAAACAGUGCUACUGUGAUCAUAUAUCAAUAACUCAGCUGGGAUGUGGUGAAAAUGUUGUAUAUGUUAAAAGUGUAGCGCUGGGAAAUGCCUUGGUCACUCUGUUGGUUCCUCUAACAUUCAUAAUUUCGUCUUACUUUUCUAUUAUUAUAGCUGCUCUGAAAAUGUCUCACGCUGUGGGGUGCCACAAAGUGCUGUCCACCUGUGCUCCCCAGAUCUUAAUUACCUGCCUUUAUUAUGUGCCAAGAUGUUUUGUUUAUCUUGCUCACCAUUUAGGAUUCAGUUUGGACAACGAUGCCCGCGUUGUUAUCACCAUGACGUACAGCCUCAUACCUGCCGUUGUUAAUCCAAUAAUAUACUGUUUCAAGACCAAGGAAAUUAAAGAGGCUUUAAUAAAGAGGCUUAAAAAUAGAAAAGUAAGCGCUUCCAUUAAAAGUGGUCAUAAACAAAAUAUGAAGUGA
Molecule: messenger RNA, 2325 nt
Organism: Scatophagus argus
Lineage: Eukaryota; Metazoa; Chordata; Actinopteri; Scatophagidae
Product: olfactory receptor 1E3-like
Exons: 2
Coding region: 373-2325 (650 amino acids)
Biological process (GO): G protein-coupled receptor signaling pathway
Cellular component (GO): membrane
Molecular function (GO): G protein-coupled receptor activity; olfactory receptor activity
Source: RefSeq, a predicted model, not a curated record